AUGAGUUUCCAGACAGAUAAAACGCUACAACAUGUGUGGAGGGAACCUGUGCGGAAAACUGAAAAGGACCAUUGCCACCGGUUGAAGGUAAGUUUCACCUGUAGCACAUGAAAUGAACAUGUUUUAUUAUCUGGUUGCCUACAAAAAUGUUUGAUGGGAAACACUAGUCCUCUGUUAAAACACAAGCCAUGGAAAUUAAUAAGAAGGGGUUGGCCCACUAUUGCUAAAAAUGUGUCAUAAACAAAAAUGGCCUGCCCUCAUACAGACAUUAUUCCCUUUAGUCUCCUGGACAGCUGUCUCCUGAGCCACCAGUUGUAACAGUGCUUUCAAGGGACGGUCGAACCAAGAGCCCUGGUAUAGGCAGCCACAGAACAAAGAACACUACCAUAGAAGAAUACCGUAGAGCACUAAAGCCAGACAACUUCAGCAAAAGCAACAUUCUCAGCACAGAAAGAAGGAAAAAUGUCAAAACAGUCCGAAUAGACAACUGCCAAAGUGACAGAACAGACAUCAGGCCUGGCGUUUCUGUGAGAGACAACAUUAGCACAGACAAGUUGGGCCACCUAAGCUACAGGGCAGAGGCCCUAAGAGAAGACACUCACUUUAUAAAUGAUUGUGAGCAGCUCAGAAUGGACCAACUUCGGACAGUCCACCCCAAAGCAGACAGCAUUGGGAUAGAUCCGGGUAGAGACCUCCGUAGGACAGACAUUGCAGACCACCACUCUGGAGUCUCAGACUACCAGAGGUCAAAGGCCCUGGACACCAACAUCAUUGGGACAUCAACAUCCCAGUCCAAUGUUUUGCACCCGUGGCAGGUUUGGGACGGAGGUGCCAGAUAUCAGCCGAGGUCCUUGCUCUGUGAUGUUGGCACACAGACUUACCUGACUGCCCUAGCCCAGAGUCCUCACUCCAUCCCAGGCCCUGACACUGAACCUAUCAUGGGUGAGAGAGAGAGAGAGAGAGAGAGAGAGAGAGAGAGAGAGAGAGAGAGAGAGAGAGAGAGAGAGAGAGAGAGAGAGAGAGAGAGAGAGAGAGAGAGAGCGAGAGAGAGAGAGAGAGAGAGAUGAGAGAGAGAGAAGAGGAGAGAGAGAGAGAGAGAGAGAGAGAGAGAGAGAGAGAGAGGAGAGAGAGAGAGAGAGAGAGAGAGAGAGAGAGAGAGAGAGAGAGAGAGAGAGAGAGAGAUAACCUUGGCUUGUAGUGUUUAAGGCCCCGAGGGAAAGUGAGAUGGAAAGGAACCAGCAGAGCAGCAUUCAGCAGCAGCACCAUCCCAUGGCCACUUUACAUCAGGUGGUCCUGCAGAAAGACACAGGGCCUUACUGCUCCUCCUGUGCCCUUACCCACACACCUGCACUGAAAACAGGGGAGGCCGGUGGGUGUCAAACAUCUGAGGUGCUCUUUAAAUUUCAAUGAGAUUAAAGAAAAGUUAGAAGGUUGUUGAUUUGUCCUCCAUUGAGGGUGUGUGAGACUUUUAUUAUCCUGUCAGUCCUGUGUCUUCACUCAAAAGACAAAACACUGAUCCCACACAGUAGGUCUGUCUCACCUACAGAGAAUGGAGAGGAAGUCUGAUUGGCUUGUCGAUUGGUCGUGGAGAUUGUUUACUCUCUAAUUAACUGUGUAGAUUACUGUAUGUUUAUUGUCAAUUAACCAGUUAGCAGUAUACCUGUUUAUUUUCUGUGUGCCAGUCCUUAUUACUUUUAAGCAGCGUUACUUGCUCAGAAAUCAGAGGAUGCACUGUUAAUUAAUAAGGAUCUUAUUCCAACCAGCCUUAUAAUUUUUGUUUGGGUGAGUGCUAAGAAUAGGAAAUUAUGAUCAUGUCUAUGAACCGUGUAAUCUGUUUAUAAUGUGGCAUAGACUGACUGUAUUCUAUUAGCAUAGGCAAGGCAUCCGCAUGCUUCCCAGCCGAAACAGUUCUGAAGAGUUCUUGCAUAUAUUAUGAUUGCAUUUUGUGAUAUUUUUGUCCGUCUUGGACUUCGGUAAAGGUUUUUACGGCUGUUCGGGCAAGUCACAUUUUUGCUCAAGGCCAGCCUAAAUUCGGGAGCUGAAGUGUACGUGAUUGGUCAACUGUAGGGAUUCUUAAAUAAAGUAUUUGUUGGCAUCCAUGAAAAAAAAUAACAUAGCGAAAUUUGGCACAAUUUUUUUUAGUUAGACUAAAGGCGUCAGCAUGCUUCAGUUUGGCUGGCGAACUCGGCUAGCCGAAUCGAACGAGUGUGCUUCCAUACUCCCUUAAAAGACCUUCGCUUGAAAUACGAGAAAAAAGCGCCAAUAGUAGUUUGUCCAUUUUGAGACGCUUUAAUGUACGCUUCCUCAAAAUAUGCAGAAUUAAUCUAAAUUAACUCAAGAAAUCUGUCAUUAAUUUUGGGUGUGACGAAGGGGUGUAGACUUCGGCUCCGAACUUUGGCUUGCCUCUAGAAAACGUUUUGUGUGCCCGAACAGCGGAAAAAAACACUCACCGCAGUCAAAAACGUCACAAAAUGUCGCCAUAAUAUAUGCACAAAUUAUUUCGAACUGUUUCGGCUGGGAAGCAUGAUGACGCCUUUACAUCUCCUCUGCAAAAACAUCAAAAUGUAUGACAGAUUUCUUGAGUUAUCGUAUAUUAAUUUGGACUAUUUUGAGGAAGUGUAUACUGGCUACGGCGUUUCAAAAUAGACAAACAGUACAAUUGCCGCUUCUUUCUCGUUUUUCAAGCGAAGGUCUUUUAAGUGAGUAUGCGAGCACAGCCGAACUGAAGCAUGCUGACGCGUUUAGGGCGGCCGCAUGCUUCCAAACCGAAACAGUUUGUGCAUAUAUUAUUGCAUUUCUAUUUAUGUGAUAUGACAAUUUAACAGGCAUCAUUUCCAUUCAGUAGUGUAAUUACUCUCAAUUAUGUGAUAACAUUUGUGAUAGGAGAUACCCAAACAAUUCUAGAUGUUCAUACAUUGUAAGAUAUGGAUACAAGUGUUCUUCCUCUUCUAUUCCUGUUUGAACCAGUGAAGAGGGCCAGUGUGAGAAGAGCAAUAGGACAGCCUAUUCGACUCCACAGACUGUGUGCUGUAGGGGAAUCCUCUGAGCAUUGUAGUGCCCAGCUGAGGGUGAUCGGGGAUGAGGUGAACAGUAUGUUCUCCAAGGGAAAGGUGAGUAAGUUCAAUGGAGUGAGAGGGGAGAAAGAGAACAAUAGGUUAAUAGAGGGAUAACAAUCAAGAAGAAAGAGAAUGUGUCAUACUAGACCGGGUUACUUUUAAAGGACUUUGAGACAACUGCUGAUGUAAAAAGGCCUUUAUACAUUUGAUUGAUUGCUUGAUGUCCUCCUUCAUAGAGAUUCCUAAUAAAAUAUGUCAUUCAUUCACACCUGAUGUUCUGUGUGUGUGUGUAUUAGGUGGGGUCCGCACAGUGGCAGACCUGGAGGGAAGGAAUCAUCACGUGCCUGUUCACCGUCCUCAGUGGCCUGGGAUCUCUCUACCUGCUCCAGCACAGAAACCUCAGGACGCCCUAG
This is a messenger RNA of Coregonus sp. 'balchen', 3469 nucleotides long. NCBI's taxonomy places the organism in Eukaryota, Metazoa, Chordata, Actinopteri, Salmoniformes, Salmonidae. The record is from the annotation of a GenBank genome assembly.